AAUAAAAAAGAAAACCCACCCAAUAGGGCCAAAACCAAAACCCUCCAAAAAUCCAAAGCGGCAAACUUCUUGAAGCCGAAGGAGCAGAGGAAAAAUAUCUCAUGCCCAUCAAUCUCUCUCAAAUGUCUCAAAAAACCUCCUCUCACUCUCAGGCAUCAGUUCCUUUGAAGAAGAGGAGCUCCACUGGGGUUUUUGGAGACGUAUUGUACGGGACGAUGAUGUUUCCCAAAGAGCUUGAAAUCGUCAAGGAGACCAAUUUCGAGCUAGGAUUUCAAGUUCCAGACCUCGGAUGUAUCGUCAAAGAUUUUUUAAAGACUAGGGAAGUUCGUGAGUUUGUUAGCGGGGCUUUAGCAGGUGCUAUGACUAAAGCUGUACUUGCUCCUCUCGAGACCAUCAGGACAAGAAUGGUGGUUGGUGUUGGAUCCAAACACAUUGCUGGUAGUUUCAUUGAGGUUAUUGAGCAGCAGGGCUGGCAAGGAUUAUGGGCUGGGAAUGCAAUCAAUAUGCUUCGCAUAAUCCCUACCCAGGCAAUUGAGCUUGGAACAUUUGAAUGUGUAAAACGGGCAAUGACAUCAGCACAAGAGAAAUGGAAUCAAACAGAAUGCCCGAGGGUACAAAUUGGCCCUGUCGGUUUGAACUUUUCUCUAUCCUGGAUUUCUCCAGUUGCCGUGGCUGGUGCAGCUGCUGGAAUUGUUAGCACGCUUGUGUGUCAUCCCCUAGAGGUUUUAAAGGAUCGGUUAACUAUCAGUCGUGAAGUAUACCCAAGUUUAAGCAUUGCCAUUAGCAAAAUUUAUAAGGAUGGAGGGAUUGGCGCCUUUUAUGCCGGUAUCUCACCUACUUUGAUUGGCAUGCUUCCGUACAGUACUUGUUACUAUUUCAUGUACGAGAAAUUGAAGAAAUCUUACUGCCAAUCAAAAAAUAAGAAGUCUUUAAGUCGUCCAGAGAUGCUUCUGGUUGGAGCUCUUGCAGGUUUUACAGCUAGUACAAUUAGCUUUCCAUUGGAGGUGGCCAGGAAAAGGCUAAUGGUGGGAGCUCUAGAGGGUAAGUGCCCACCCCACAUGGCAGCAGCACUUUCGGAAGUCAUCAAGGAGAAAGGCCUGAUGGGACUCUACAGAGGGUGGGGGGCUAGUUGUUUAAAGGUCAUGCCAUCCUCUGGCAUCACCUGGAUGUUUUAUGAAGCUUGGAAAGACAUAUUACUUGUUGAGAAAGGUCAUCUCUGACAUCCUCCACGAUUCCACAUAAAGUUCCCAGUUAAGACUUAUGUUGGGGUCGCUUAGUGGAAAUAACAAGGUAGAAUGCACCACCAACAAACUAGCAUGCUGAAGUCUCUUAGUGGCUCGCCAUGGUCCUGACAUCAAAUCUUGCUUUUUUUUCUCGAGGGAAGUUCAUGGUUUUGGACGAGGGGCUCCCCCAUGCUAUCUACGGCAUUGUUGACUUCCGACCAAAAAAUUUGGUGAGCUUCAAUUUUGGUGCACCAUAAGGUUUAAUGUACUGAUCUUUUUCCCUUUAUUGUUAUUGGCAAUUAAAUGUUGGCCUUUUCCUACA
This is a messenger RNA of Carya illinoinensis, 1545 nucleotides long. RefSeq names its product probable mitochondrial adenine nucleotide transporter BTL1. The transcript is spliced from 6 exons. The coding region runs from base 102 to 1220 and encodes 372 amino acids. The record is from RefSeq and is a predicted model, not a curated record. Lineage: Eukaryota; Viridiplantae; Streptophyta; Magnoliopsida; Fagales; Juglandaceae. Gene Ontology annotation, biological process: transmembrane transport.